This is a messenger RNA of Xenia sp. Carnegie-2017, 4942 nucleotides long. Its product is annotated as tetratricopeptide repeat protein 28-like. The record is from RefSeq and is a predicted model, not a curated record. Lineage: Eukaryota; Metazoa; Cnidaria; Anthozoa; Malacalcyonacea; Xeniidae. The coding region runs from base 863 to 4789 and encodes 1308 amino acids. The transcript is spliced from 13 exons. Gene Ontology annotation, molecular function: protein binding.
GCAGGUUGCUAUGGUUACAAUGUAGAGAUUUCAUAGAAAACGACCAUAAUGUAUUGUUUCAUUUGACAAAUAAAUACAAAAUGGAACUUGAAGAGCUUGAGACUAUGAAGCAACAUGCCAUAUUACUUUCAAAAGAAGGCAGCUACUUACAAUCCAUUGAAGAAUUUACGAAGAUUCUCAUUCAGGAUCCGAGCAACUUUGAAGCCCUCCUUGGCAGGGUUAAUGCUUGUGUGCACAUGGAGCUUUUUCAUAGAUGUCUGAAAGAUAUUGAAUUGUUAAGUCGGAUUGAACCUUGCAAUGUGGAGAUUCAUAUUUUGGCUGGAGAAAUAUAUGAGAAAAUUGGUUCUAUCGAGGAGGCAAUUUGUGCCCUCCUCAUGGCAUAUUUAUGCAACCAUCAAAAAACCAAAGUUUUCCGACAGAUAUUUCAUUUAACAUCAACUGUCUUGGGAGGUCGUCCUUGGGAAAUUGCAGGAAAGACUAAUGCGCUCCAGAUUUUGGCAGUUCUAACCAAAAAGCUCACAAUUGAAGGAAAGUUUCGCGUUUCACUUCAAAUGGGAAUCGUCAUCCUCCUGGUUCAUUGUGUUGACAAAUCCACGGUAGAAGCUGUGAAACUUGAGUUGAAGAAAUCUUUGAAUGAAGAACGCCAUUACAAAGGAGUUAUUUCGAAAAAUCCAGAGGAGAAAGGCGGAGAAAGUUGCACAAGACAAAAGAUUGAAGAUGGCGAGAAGAGCUUCGUAGACCGUGAAAUAGCAGAAAAACACAGUGAAUUUGAGGAACUAUUUUUGCCGAAAAAUUGCCUAAUGAAACUGUCACGCUUGAUUUGCUGUUGAAGAGCUUAAUAGAAACGAUAAAUUUCAGGUUUAUGACAACUUCUGAAGAGCACGAACAUUCUGAUCAAGACGGAACAGAGAAGAAUGAACUAAUGGACUUUUUGCGAGACAUUGAGCCAGAAACUAGGAAUGACAUUCUCGAAUCUGUUUCGGAAUGUUGUGACAAACGUGAAAACGCGGAAGCAUCAAUUUGGUUUGCUCAAAUAAUGUUAUCGACCUCCAUACGGAUGGAUGACAAGAUUAGCGCACUACGAGCUUACAACAGACUGGCGCUUUUACAUCGCAAAUACGGGAAAAUUGACGAAAGUUUAUUGUACUUUAAGAAAACGCGAGAGAAAUACCGAGAAUUCACGGCAAUUGAGAAUAAAUUUCGAGGAAAACGGCAUUUCGAGGUUUCUGUAAUCGAGCGAGAAGCAUUAUUGAAUCUCAGCAUUCUUUACAGAGACAUGGAACAAUACGACCAAGCUGGCAUUCUCAUGAAGGAGUAUUUUUCGAGAUUAAAUUUGAUCGAGCAAGAUAAGUUAAUAGAAGCCUAUCACUUAUUGGGUGAUGUUGAAAGUUUACAGGGGCGAUACGAAGACGCGAUACGAAGUUUCAGAAUUCAGUUGGCAUUGUGUAUGCAAUACAACGAUAAAAAUGGCCUUGCAAUGGCUUACAGUAGCAUUGGAAAAGUUUUCCUGAAAUGCUUUGAUGUAUUGUCGGCGAACGAAUGGUUCCAGCUAAGUUUGCGUGCUUUAAACACUUCUGGUGAAAAGGAUUAUCUUUGUGCAAAAACGUAUAAAAAUUUUGGAGAAGCGCUCCUGAACCAAAAUAACCCCCGACAGGCAUUGUUCUACUUCGAAAAAACGUUGAAAAUUGCCAUUGAUAUUCGAGAGCGGAUGAUAGGAAUCGAAGCGAUGCACGAAAUAGGAAGAUGUUACAAAUGUCUGGGUAUUUUUAAACAAAGCGAGUUCUUUCUUAAACGUGCUCUUUUGGAAUGUCAAGGAUCCGGGAUGCUCUUGGAAGAUAAAAUAAAGGAAGAUUUAGCAGGGAUGUUGCUGGCUGUAGGCAGGUUCAAUGAAGGUUUAAAGAUUUUAUACGAACUUCGAAACCAUUUGGAGUCGAAGCUAGAAAAGCUUAGCCAACUGAAAUUGGUAACCAAGAAUCCGCUGUUCAAAAGACUCAACGUCUGUAUCGCCAAAAUUGUUAAUAUUCUCGUGGACAAAGCAAGGAUUGUAGAAGCCUUCGAGGUGGCAGAGAAAGGAAAUUCGCUCAUCCUCAAACAAAUGUUAGAUUUCAGAACACGAAUCGGAUUUGUUGAAAUGACUUUCGAUGAUCUUUAUACUAAUCUUGACGACUUAUAUAAAAUAGUUCGAGCAAGGAAUAAGGUGGUUCUGUAUUAUAAAAUUUUGAAUAAUGGUUUUAUCGUGUGGGUGAUUGGUCCAUCCCAAGAUCGGCCUAAAUAUUACAGGCAUAGUGCUCCAUGCAGCUCGCCUUUUGGAAAUACAAUAGCAAGUCUCAUUAAUGGUUUACUGACAAGGCAAGAUCGACUGGCUAAUUACGACUGCGAUCAUAGGAAAACGGUCGACUCUGUCAGCGGUUUCAACACAGUAAAUAAAUUAAGGUGCAGUAGCAGUCAUCUUCGCAGCCUGAUAUUUAAUCAAAUAAGUGCAAGUCCAACUGAUCUUGGAUGCAGUGAUUGGAAAACAAACGAAAUAUUUCAGAACGACCUUUCUCCGUACACUUUAAAAUCCAAAUACAUCGAUUCACUUUCAUCGCAAGGACAAGCUGUCGAAGAUGAUAGACAAAGGUCCGCUGAAGCCGCUCCAAACACACCUUCCCUCGCAUGUGGAAAGAACUGUCUUCAAAAGCUAUCGGAGCUUCUUAUUUUUCCCAUCGAGAAAAUGCUGACAGAAAUUCCCGACUUGAAUGUUCGUGAUUUGGUGAUUGUAAGCAAUUCAUUUCUAAGAAUCGUUCCAUUCUCGGACUUGCUAACAUCCCAUGAUAAACACCUGACCAAUCUGGUAAAUUCCGUCCAAAUUCUACCGUGCGUAUCCGUUCUAAAAUUACUAGAACUCAAUUGCAACAUAACCCCGAAAGGAAUAGCGGUUAUUGGAAAUCCCGACGAAAACUUCCAAGCGAUGAGGAAUAUAUUGAAAAGAAAGCCGCAGCCGGAUUUUAUGGAAAAAGAAUUAAAUGAUGUCGCUAUUCUGUUGGGAAGCAUUCCGGAUGUGGGUGCUCGCGCUUCAAAAGAAAAUUUUCAGCGGAAAUUUUGUUGCAGUAACCUAAUACACGUUGCAGCGUAUGCCUCUCUUGAUGAAGGAACGAUCACUUUUGCACCUAUCCCUGAAAUUGAUCCACGUGUUAUGGAAAACGACGCACGUGAUCCAUGGGAAAUAAAUUUGGAAGACAUACUUGCGUUUCGUUCAGCUCCAGACGUUGUCGUGCUGAGCUCGGGUUACGGGUGUAGGCAUCAUUUUAACGACAUAAAUGCAUUCGGCACACAUCUGCCGCUUGCCUUGAUGUUGGCAGGCGUUAAAUCAGUCGUCAUGACAAUAUGGACCACACCCCAAAUCGCUUGUUUGACAUUCUUUCGGGAGUUUUACAAAAAUAUCUCAAACAAUAUGUUCGUGAGCCGUUCAUUGGUGCAAGCCAAAGAUUUCAUCAAAGGUAUUGAUAUGUUCAAUGAUCCAGUAAACUGGGCGUCAUUUCAGGUCUACGGUCGCGAUUGUUUGCUCGAUGUUGAAGAACUAAGACGACGUGAAGCCGAAACAUCGUUUGUUGAAGCACAAAAAUUAGCUGUUGAAAGAUUUGCUAUCGUUGGACAGCGAAAAGAGAGUUCCGAUGCCAUUUUGUAUCAACGUUCUCUGGAAAUGGUCCACGAUCUUCUACUUAAACAUCAUUUACAACCAAAGCUGCUCCAGAUUCUGCUUCAAGUGUUAGAAGAGUCUUUGACUAUUCUAAACACUUCUCCGUCGAAUGAAAACUCCAAGAAAACUGUAAAUGAUUUGCCUUACCGUGAGAUUUUCAAGCCGUGGUUGUCACUGGUUCUUCAAGCAGAAAAGUUCCUUCUUUCGCUUGGAUUUCUGGUUAAAAGUAUCGAAACGCGUCAGACGGUGCUUGUGUACCCCCACUGGAAUAGAAACAAUUAUUUGGAAAAAGUUCAAUCGCUUCUUCAAUCUGUUCAACAAGUUGUUGACAAUUCUCCAGUAUUGUCGGAUGCACUGAGAGUUGUUCUCAUUCAAGAGGAUAAAUGUACGCUCAUCCAACUACAAAACUUGCUGCAUGAAAAAUUACAGACGCUCAAUGACGUUAUUGAACUGAGCAACGCACCUAUGGCACUUAUGUUUUGGCUUAAACGAAGUACUCGCCGCCUGAUUACGGAGUUGGGCUUUCGCCAGAUUGGUGACGAGUUACACGUAAUAAGUGACAAAAACAACAGAUGUGUCAUGGAGUCUUGCGUUAAUGUUAUCACUGUUUUAAAUUCGUUUCAGAAAGGAACUAAGAGUCAGCAACAUCCAAUGUUGUCAGAGGCAAAACUCGAUACAAGAUGGAUGCAACACCGAUUUAGCAAGGAUGAAAAAAAGGCGCGAUGCGUCAUUGCCAACAGCUUGGACGCUAUUGAUGAUAAAUACAAGACCAUAUUGGAAGACACAAAGAGAUGGCAUAAAAACACUGUCCUGACACAGGAUGAGCUUUGCACCAAAGGUGAAAUCACUGAAAACAAGAGCGAAAACACAUGCAAACUACCACCCAUAAAGGGAGAGGGGAAAACGUCUCGACACGAAGGAGAUAAUCCUUCAAAGUUGAAGAGCGUCGGAGGACCAUCGUUUCUUCGCGUUUCUUCGAAGCGAGAACGGACGUCCCCGUUGAUCAAAUGUACGUUAAGAAGAAACGUGACGACAAAGAAUUUGGGUCAUUGCUUACGACGCAUAAGAAUGGAGCACGAAGAAGAAAUAAAAGAAGUUCUUUCCUUGUAAAAUUUUUGAAUAAACGUUUUGUUGAAAAGACGAUCUGUGAUUGAGAAUCUAGUAUAUUGUAAAAACAAAGCUAAGAUCUUUUAACACUACAGUAGCUUAUAAUUCAAUCAUAUAAGAAAGUUGGGCGCAAAUAAAACAUCAUCCAAUGUUCAA